GAAUUGCUAAUACGCAUGCGCAGGCUAUUGUUUUCUUUCUAACAGUUGGUCGACGUAGAACUCAAUAUUUCUUUGUGCGACAAUCGACACGGUUUUAAAAGACUGGAAAAAAUUAGAAGAUUGAUUUUACUACCUGAUUCGUUAAGAAAUUUUUCAAAAUGGCGUGCUCCCGUCUAGAGGAGAGCGAUUUGGACUCUUUGUUGUCUGAAUUAUCAGAAGAAGACGAGAGUAAACAAAUGUGCAGCUUAAUGCAAAUAUGUCAGGUAUUGCGAAAUCUAUAAUAUUUUAGAGCUAAUUCCUUAUUUUGCACGUGUAUAAUAUAUGUAAUUGAUUAGUAAUCUAAUGACUGACGAGGUGUUGCGUAAUAAUCACUAAUGAGUAAAGCGAAGACCAUCAUGUUUUUACAUGCCCUUAUUUUUAUAUCAUCAGCAUAUUGGAGAAAAAAAUUUUCCAUUCGCUAUUUUACCUAUAAAAUGUAAUUUACAAAAGAAAGGAAUAAAGUGCGUUAGAUUCUUAUAUAAAAUAGUAUUCCACGUCUUUGUUAGAAUAAAUAAACAAGUCUUUAUCUAGCUUAGUCCGGGAGAGAUGUAUCGUUUUCUGUUAUCAAUAAAAACCUUUUUUUUCUAAGUGUUCUAUUUUGUUUUUAAAACUUGAAAUCUAACAGUAAAACACUAGAUUUUUUAGUUAAAAAACACGGCAUUUAAAAAAAUACUUGGAUAUUUAGAUGUUCAAUAAUUUCUCUAUCAGCUGACGGUUUUUUUUUCUUUUUAAGCGAUAUAUUGUAUAUUUCGUGCAUUUUUACAAGCUGUUAUUUAUUUCAAUAAUAAGUUUUCCUGUCUUAUGUUAACUGCACCUGCAAAGUAGAAGAGGCAGUAAGCAUGUUUCUUGGUAAAGGUCUAACUGAUAUAUCUUUCUUCUCUCUUUGUUCUGUUCUUAUUGACCUUCAGUAGGCCUAUAUUUUUUUGAAAAUAUAUAUAUUCUCAGUCCUACUUUGUAUUUUAUCUAUUUUUUUUUUUGCCUAAACAUGAAAUUGUGUUGUUAUUUUUUUUUUGUUUAUAUUGUAUUCACUUGUGCAACAUAAUUUAUAAAUAGAAACUAUAGGUAUUACAAAGAUCACGGGUGAAAAAAAUCGUAUUAUAGUUAAAAUACUAUAUUACGCCCUUGUUGUGUAACGCAGUAGAAGUAGGGAAGAGAAAGAGAAAAAAAAUCGAUGACUCAUUUUUUUUUGUACAGAUGAUAGCUAUGGGGAACGAAGAGAACCUAUCGACCAUCACCGUCCGAAAGAUCAUAGUCCGACUUAUCGAGUUUUUAAAAUCCAAUCAAACCAACUUCGAAAUAAUUAAUCAUGCUUGCCGAAUCCUUUCGUAUAGUCUAGAGGCAUUACCUUCUUCUUCGUCUAGUGUGGUCGAAGCUGUUCCUAUGCUACUGGAAAAGCUUUAUACAGUUAAUUGCGCUGACGUUGCCGAACAGAUAAUCAAAACCCUAGACGAUCUAUCUGUGAAAUAUGGUCGAAAGUUGGUCGAUUACGGUACUAUAGAUGUCUUAAAUUACAUUGACUUCUUCCCCCUGCACACUCAGAGAAGGAUCAUGAAGAUCGUCUCCAAUUGUUGCUCUAAUGUUUACUCAGCUCAAUGGAAUACAGUAAGCUCAUCUCUACCAUUACUCUCAGCCAGGUUAAACCCGGAACACGAUCCUAAAUGCGUUGAAUAUUCUGUGGAAUGUUUUACCCAUCUAGUCCAGAACGUCAAAAAUGACGAAAAAUUGUUAAACGAAAUUGCGACGGACAGUUUCCUAUUGAAUUUUCAAUUGGCAUUAACGAACGAAUCUCAAAUGGUCUUCGAGGACGUUUUUAAAACCUUCUCGAUUUUAACCUCAAUCAGCACACAAUUGGCAGUAAAACUCCUACGUCAUGACAUACAUAAAACCAUAAAGCAACAAUUAACCUCCAAGAACCGCCAAAGAUCGCCCCAGCAAAUUCUUCUCGUGUUGUCACUUAUUGACAAACUUUUACCGGAAGUUCCUCGACAAGGCUUAUUCGCUAUAAACGAAUGUCUUUCUUCUGAUGCUAACUUUUGGUCGUGGCAUUGGCAAGAUGACGAUGGAAGCUGGAGACCCUAUUCAAAAAAAGAGAACGACUGUAUUAACGCCGGAAGCGGAGUUGGCGAAGAAGUUUUAACAGUCACGAUCUAUGGCAAAUCAUAUACAAUCGACCUAGUCAGGAAAAUCCAAACAAAUGACGAAAGCGGUACAAAAAGACCUAUAAGAAAUUCUUCAGUUAGUCCAAAACGCAACAAGGAAGAGGAAUCGACAGCAAAGAGAUUUAAAGCUGAUUUAAUAUAUGAAAAUGACAGUCUAUACUCUGAUUUUAUAAGGACAUUAUUUCCCUGCAUUUAUCUUUUAUCUGUUACGACUUUCUGUAGAAGACUAGAGGAGAAAUGCUCCGAGCUGAUGCUUAAAAUGGUCUUUUACGCUUCGGCACAAUUAUUAUCCGAAGUUGUCAAAGGUACUGGAAUAUGUAGACGGUUGUCAAUCAUGUUGGCAAGAAAAUCAGUUAAAUGCAAUAUAGAAGCUAUUCAGAUUUGCCAAUGUCUGCUUGAUAAAGCAGCAACCGAUUUCAAAGAAGAACUUGUUAGGGAAGGAGUUCUAUUUUGCUUAUCAAGUUUACGGCGAACCCCUAUUAGACAUCCAAAGCCAAAUAAUAAACCAAAGGUUCCAAUUAAUGAAAAGAAGAAAAAGUUUCUGUCAACACUCUACCCUAGCCGUUGGCACAAGAAUAAAACGCCUAGAGAAGAACCAGUGGAAAUGGAUAUAGAGGAUCAAGACUCAAAAAUGAACGAUUGGAUUGCUAAGCAAACUAAUUCGAUUGUUACAGGAUUCUUUUAUAAUCCCCCUCAAAAUCUCGUUUUAAAUAAUCUAUGCAGAGCGGUGGAAAGGUGGAAUUUAGAAGAGAUUUCAGAUAUGAUACACAAGAACGAUGCUACACCGUUUGAGAUAGAAAAAAGUGAUCUUAUCGAAAAAUUGGCAGAUUUCUUUUGUUCACCAACUACUGAUAACGGGUUAUCGAUUUUCUUAAGAAUCUUUAAUUUUGACAAACUCUCCUCUUUAAUUUCUAGUCUCAAUGAAUGCUUUUAUCGUAAAUUGGUCAUAGAACGUUCAAAGUCUGAUGAAAUUCGAUCUCUUUCACGUCAGAACAUAAGAAUUGAGUUGAUUCCUAUCGAUAAAGAUACAGAAUCUUUUAAAGGAAAAGUGACUGUUGAGUGUUCAGCGACUGCUCGUUCUUUGGAAAGGUUUAUCUUCAGGAAUACUUCGAAUCAUGUAACUGCCAAGCCUAUUGCCUUAUUCGAACGACCGACUAUCGAAUUCUUACACGAUGAUCGUGUCCUUCCAACUCAUUUAACAUUAUUUGAUGCUCUACCCCAGGACGAAAUCUUCACAAAGACUCACCAGAUCCGCUAUAGAAAGUCUAUAGACGUAAUUGUGAAAGCUGACAAGAUACCUAUUGUUCUUUACUCUAUAUGGACACACGUCUGCAAAACAGGAAUUGUUCCGAAUUAUUUGUUCCUCUCUUCCAAAUUAACUUCCUCAGUUCGUUAUGUUUUGUCAGAUAGUGAACAACUGCCGUCAUGGCUAUUAAAGAUUUCAUCGUCGUUCCCCUUUGUUUUACCCUUUGAUCUCCGAAAAUCUUUGUUCUAUUUGUUAUCUUUUGAAACGAAAUCUCAGCGUUCCUCUAAGGUCAAGCAAAUUGUUGAUCGUAACAGAAUUUUAGACGAAGCGAAAAAGAUCAUCAUUGAAAAUUCCAAUUCUUCCAUUUCACUGGACAUCGAAUUCCAGGAAGAGGUGGGAACUGGGCUUGGUCCUACUCUUGAGUUUUUCUCUUUAGUUAGUAAUGAUUUACGGAAGAUUGAAUCUAUUUGGCGGCCUAGUCAAAGCCUAUUUCCAUCUCCUAUAGGAGAGGAUGACGAACCUGAUGAUCUCUUCGAAUUUAUCGGAAAGUUUCUUGGUAAAUCUUUGGCCGACCAUAAAAUAAUAGAUUUGCCAUUCUCCUCUGUAUUUUAUAAAUGGCUAUUGGGAAUGGAGAAUGAGUUGACUUUUGAAGAUUUAAAAUAUCUCGAUCCUGAUUUAGCUGAUAGUUGUUCAAAAUUAAAAAAUAUGGAUCCAAAAGACCUCCGGAAAUUGGAAGUUGAUUUUACACUCCCAGGUUAUGAGAAUAUUGAACUCAAGCCCAAUGGUCAACAUAUAAUAUUAGAUUCUUCAAACAUAUCUGAAUAUUUGAACCUCGUUGUUGAUUGGACGCUGAGAAGAGGAGUCAGUAGACAAAUGAAUGCAUUAAGGCACAAUUUAAACAUAAUAUUACCAGUGUCAAAUUUAAGAUUAUUUUAUCCGAAUGAAUUAGAAUCUCUGUUUUGCGGUGAUCAAUACGCUCCCUGGAGUUCUAAGAUGUUGAAUGAAUGCACCAAAGCGGACCAUGGUUAUACACAUAAUUCACCAGCUGUUCAAAAUCUUAUAGAAAUUUUGACAACUUUUGAUCUUGUACAACAAAGAGCUUUCCUUCAGUUCGUAACAGGUAGUCCAAGAUUACCAUUCGGAGGUUUCAGAUCACUUUCUCCACCGCUCACAUUUGUGGAGAAGGUCGUUUACGAAAGCCCCGAUAAGUAUCUUCCCUCUGUUAUGACGUGUGCUAAUUACCUAAAAUUACCUAACUAUUCAACUAUUGAUAUUAUGCGCGAAAAAGUAACGGUGGCUAUAAAUGAAGGUCAAUUUUCGUUCUAUUUGUCUUAAAAGCAUACUGAUUUAUAUACAUUUGCUUUUCAUGUACAAUACAUGUGUUUUAAAAAUAAAACAUACAAGUACAAUCUUUAAAUAUACUGUAUAUUUAAUAUUGUAAUACCACCUUAUUACAAGAAUUGGUGUACAAAUGUAACUUAUUAGUAUUACUUAUUAUUUUUUUUGUUUUCGUAUUUGUUUUGUAAUACAAAUUUAUUUUCUCUUUGGUGUCUAAUUAUCAUUAUAUGGUU
This is a messenger RNA of Dimorphilus gyrociliatus, 5015 nucleotides long. The record is from the annotation of a GenBank genome assembly. NCBI's taxonomy places the organism in Eukaryota, Metazoa, Annelida, Polychaeta, Dinophilidae.